AUGUCUCGGGAGUUUGCUGCUGCUCGCCGCGCUUUGCUGCUGAAGGCGGGGAGAGAAAUAAAAGAGAAAAACCUGCAGCCGGUUUUGAGGGUUUGGUUCACGCGGACUUGCUUCAGGUCAGAAGACGGGUCUAUAUUUGUGACGGUCGAUGAAGACCUCCGCUUUGCGCGGAAUCCACCAGACGGCGACUGCAAGGGUUUAACGAGUGUAACCCCAGUAUUUGGUUUCUCUUUAUUUGCUCACGGCAUAUCGAGUUUAUAUACACAAGAGCUGCAGCAGCUACCAUCUGCUGCUGCUUCUGCUGCUGCUGCUGCUGCGCUGCUGCCGCACUGGCUCGGAUACACCACAGUAGCGCGAGAAGACGAAGAGGAGUUUCAGCAGGCAACCAACAACAUUGUCUCCAUUCAAUCGAGCCCGGCGCAGAAGGGGGCCCCGGGGGGCCCCCCGGGGGGCCCCCCGGGGGGGCCCCCGGGGGGGGGCCCGCAGCAGCAACAGCCUGCAACAGCAGCAGCAGAUGCACUGCAGCAGCAGCAGCAGCAACAGCUGCAGCAGGACCAACAGCAGCAACAAGAACAGCUGCUACACAUGCAGCAGCAACAGGACAUUCCCGCUGCUGCUGCCCCAGCAGCAGCAGCAGCAGCAGCAGCAGCAGCAAACAGCUGCCCUGCUGCUAGGGUAUCUAAACUGGAUGUUAUAUAUAGGGGGCCCGGGGCCUCCAUAGCACAUGAUCAGGAGGCGUCAGUGCAGAUACCCCGCAUGCUUGACAUGAGCUGCGGCAGUCUCUGGAGACGACAGCAGCAGCAGCAGCAGCAGCAGGCGUUCCCCUGCAUGGUGGUGGUGGUGGUGGUGGUGGUGGUGGUGUGCGUGGGUUGCGUGAGCCUUUGCUUGGUAGCAGCAGCAGCAGCAGCAGCCGAAGCAGCAGAAGCAGCAGCAGCAGAAGACAACAGCAGCAAGAAGAAGAGAACAGCAGCAGCUGGCUGCUGUCUUGCUGCACCGGCAGCAGCAGCUGCAUCCCCGCCCUUCGCCGCUGCUGCUCCCGCAUAUACCGUUCUCUGCGUCUCCGCCCCCGCAGCAGCAGACUGUACCCCUCAUCCCCAACAACACAACAACCAUCAGCAGCAGCAGCAGCAGCAGCAGCAGCAGCAGCAGCAGCAGCAACAGUACGCGUAG
Eimeria mitis is the source of this 1170-nucleotide messenger RNA. Its product is annotated as SPX domain-containing protein, putative. The transcript has 5 exons. Bases 1 to 1170 code for a protein of 389 amino acids. Gene Ontology annotation, cellular component: Set3 complex. NCBI's taxonomy places the organism in Eukaryota, Apicomplexa, Conoidasida, Eucoccidiorida, Eimeriidae. The record is from RefSeq and is a predicted model, not a curated record. Gene Ontology annotation, biological process: regulation of transcription by RNA polymerase II.